AUGGGACCCCAGGCCAGGGCGGUCUGCUCCAUGUUCAUCCUGCUGCAGGUCCUGGCUGCGCCGGCUGAGAACUCAGACUUCUACCUGGCUGGGGAUUACCUCCUGGGUGGCCUCUUCACCCUCCACGCCAAUGUGAAGGGCAUCGUCCACCUCAACUUCCUGCAGGUGCCCCAGUGCAAGGAGUACGAAAUGAAGGUGCUGGGCUACAACCUCCUGCAGGCCAUGCGCUUUGCGGUGGAGGAAAUCAACAACCAUAGCAGCCUGCUGCCCGGCGUGGUGGAUGUCUGCUACAUCUCCAACAAUGUCCAGCCCGUGCUCUACUUCUUGGCUCAGGAGGACUAUUCCCUGCCCAUCCAGGAGGACUACAGCCACUAUGUGCCCCGGGUAGUGGCCAUCAUUGGCCCUGACAACUCCGAGUCCACCGCAACUGUGGCCCACUUCCUCUCCCUCUUCCUCCUUCCACAGAUCACCUACAGCACCAUCAGUGAUGAGCUGCGGGACAAGCAGCGCUUCCCCGCCCUGCUGCACAUGGUGCCGGGCGCGGAUCACAAGAUCGAGGCCAUGGUGCAGGUCAUGCUCCACUUCUGCUGGAACUGGAUCAUCGUGCUGGUGAGCGGCGACGACUAUGGACGCUACAACAGCCAACUGCUCAACGAGUGCCUGACCACCCGCGACAUCUGCAUCGCCUUCCAGGAGACGCUGCCCACGCCACAGCCCAGCCAGGACGUGACCCAGUGGGAGCGCCAACGCCUGGAGGCCAUCGUGGACAAGCUACAGCAGAGCUCGGCGUGCAUUGUGGUCCUGUUCUCGCCCGACCUGGUCCUGCACAACUUCUUCCAUGAGAUGCUCCACCAGAACUUCACGGGCGCCGUGUGGAUCGCCUCUGAGUCCUGGGCCAUCGACCCGGUCCUGCACAACCUCACCGAGCUGCGUAACACGGGCACCUUCCUGGGCAUCACCACCCAGAGCGUGCCCAUCCUGGGCUUCAGCGAGUUCUGCAUGCCCGCCCAGGCCGGGCAAACUGCGCCCAACAGGACCAGCCUGGGGGCCACCUGCAACCAGGAUUGCGACACCUGCCAGGACACCACCGCGUCCUUCAACACCAUCCUCACGCUCUCUGGUGAGUGCGUGGUCUACAGCGUGUACUCAGCUGUCUAUGCCGUGGCCCAUGCAUUACCCAGCCUCCUGCGCUGCACCCAGACCACCUGCUCCAAGAGGGUGGUCUACCCCUGGCAGCUACUUCAGGAAAUCUGGAAGGUCAACUUCACCCUCCUGGGCCAUGAAAUCUUUUUUGACAAGCAAGGGGACCUGCUCAUGAGCCUGGAGGUCAUCCAGUGGCGAUGGGACCUGAGCCAGAACCCGUUCCAGAGCAUCACCUCCUACUACCCCGCGCUGCGGCGGCUGAAGACCACCCACAACGUCUCCUGGCACUCCGCCAACAACACGGUCAGCUCCCGCAUGGCUGCCGGGGGGCCGGGGCCUGGAGCUGGGCGGCCCGUUCGGGCUGGGGCGGCCCCGGGCGCUUCGGGCCCGAGAUCCGUCAUCGACAGCCGGUGGAGGCUCUAUUUGUGGGGGGCGUGUCUGGGCCCUGUCCCUCCCAGUGACUAA
Molecule: messenger RNA, 1608 nt
Organism: Leptonychotes weddellii (Weddell seal)
Lineage: Eukaryota; Metazoa; Chordata; Mammalia; Carnivora; Phocidae
Source: RefSeq, a predicted model, not a curated record